CAUGACUGAUGGGCCUGCCAGGGUAUAAGAGGGAGAGGGACAAAGAGACGUCAAGCAGUCUCAUACUCUAUGGCCAUGCUCUGGAUCGUCAGCUGUCUCGCUUUGGUGGCCUCAGCCCUGGGUUGCGGAGUGCCUAGCAUCCCGCCGCAGGUGAGCGGCUUGAAGAUUGUGAACGGACAGAACGCCGUAUCUGGCUCCUGGCCCUGGCAAGUGUCACUUCAGGAUGCCUCUGGAUUCCACUUCUGUGGAGGCUCCCUAAUCAGCCAGAACUGGGUUGUCACUGCUGCCCAUUGCCGUGUCACUCCUGGCCGUCACCAUGUGAUCCUGGGAGAGCACGAUCGUCAAUCCAAUGCUGAGCCGAUCCAGGUCAAAAGCAUCUCCAGGGCUAUCACCCACCCCUACUACAACAGCCAGAACUUUAACAACGACGUGACCCUGCUGAAGCUGUCCUCCCCCGUCCAGAUCACCUCCCGCGUGUCCCCUGUGUGCCUGGCCACCUCCAGCACCUCCUUCCCCUCUGGAACCCGCUGUGUCACCACUGGCUGGGGCAAGACUGGCACCACCUCAAGCCCCCGUAUCCUCCAGCAGGUGGCCCUUCCUCUGCUGAGCCCUGCUCAGUGCAAGCAGUACUGGGGCCAGAACAGGAUCACUGACGCCAUGAUCUGCGCCGGAGCCUCCGGAGUGUCCUCUUGCCAGGGUGAUUCUGGCGGUCCUCUGGUGUGUCAGAGCAGUGGUGUGUGGUUUCAGGUGGGUAUCGUGUCCUGGGGCACCACCAACUGCAACGUCAGUACCCCUGCCGUCUACUCCCGUGUCGCCUACCUGCGUGGCUGGAUUGACCAGACUGUCGCAUCCAACUAGAGUCACAGUGGACCCCAGCUGCAAUAGCAGCCAUGUCUCUGCACACAAACUCUUCUUCCUGCAAACAGUGGUCCCACAGACGAGUGUUUGAUGUCAUACAGGCUUUCCCAUCAGCUAGUGACAUUUCAACAUGUCUCAUGCACAGCCGCUCACUGUGUUGCCACCGUCUAAUUGUUUUCAAUGUAACUGAAAAAGAUGUAUUCAAUUAAAGUUGUAUAAAGAAGUUG
Salvelinus namaycush (lake trout) is the source of this 1085-nucleotide messenger RNA. RefSeq names its product chymotrypsin-like protease CTRL-1. The coding region runs from base 70 to 858 and encodes 262 amino acids. The transcript has 7 exons. Gene Ontology annotation, biological process: proteolysis. Lineage: Eukaryota; Metazoa; Chordata; Actinopteri; Salmoniformes; Salmonidae. The record is from RefSeq and is a predicted model, not a curated record. Gene Ontology annotation, molecular function: serine-type endopeptidase activity.